AUGGGUUCUUUAACUUGGCUAGUUAAUCAACUUUGGAAUGCCGAGAAAAGUGGAAAGGCAGUUUACAUUUUGUCACAUAUUCCUCCAGGCGAUGAAGAGUGCCUUGAAAGUUGGUCACGAAAUUAUUACAGAAUUGUUAUAAGAUUUGAACAAACAAUUAGAGGCCAAUUCUUUGGACAUACUCAUUAUGAUAGUUUUUCCAUCUUUUUUACUGAUAUGAACAAUAGAGGCACUGCACCACUUUCUGUAUUAUUUACUGCCCCAAGUGUUUCGACUUUUGAAGAGCUUAAUCCAGCAUAUAGAAUUUAUAGUGUAAAUCCAACAGAUUGGGAAAUAUUGGAUUAUGAGACUUAUUUUUUAAAUUUAUCAAACACAAAAACUUCCAAGGAAUCCCCAAAAUGGGAAUUUCUUUACUCUGCCAAAGAUGAAUAUAAUUUAAAAGAUUUGAGUGUUACAGAGUGGAAUGAAUUAAUUAAAAGAAUUGAAAGAGAUCCAGAAAUUUCUAGAAAAUUUAAUAAAAAUUAUGUUCGCCGAGAUGAUGUAUUUUGUGGAAAGAAAUGUUUAGAAAAGAGAAUUUGUUUAAUACGUGCAUCACAUCAUAAUCAGAAGGAAUUGUGUAAGGAUGAGAAUAAAAAUAAAAGGAUAAAAUUAAAAUUAAAGGCAAUCAUGAAUUUUUUUAAUUUUUAA
Messenger RNA from Meloidogyne enterolobii, 687 nucleotides. Lineage: Eukaryota; Metazoa; Nematoda; Chromadorea; Rhabditida; Meloidogynidae. The record is from the annotation of a GenBank genome assembly.